GAGCAGCAUACCAAAAAGUCCACAAAUCACUCGCGCGAGCACGUCUAUCUCAAUUCUCAACGCGUUCCCAUCCCCCUUUUCCCUCCGGUACAGCCUCCAAAAUCGCCGCCUCCGACCGCCGAAAUUUGGCCGCUCCGCCGCCAAUUAACGCCGGGAACCAACCUUCCCGUCCACCGCCUGCGCGUGUGUCGGGUCGGCGGAGCUGCAAGUGGCUUGACGGUCGUGUGGUCCACGCUAUCCGGUGACGGUGCCGCCCUGCCGUGAUGGUUCUCGCGUGUGGCCGCCGGUGCCGCCAAGGAUCGUCGGGCGAGAUCCAUUAGGACACGGCGUUCAGCGUGCCGACCACUCCUCCUCUUCUCCGGCGAGGAGACUGGCCUGGGCGCCUGGUUGCCGCGCAAGUCGUGGUCACCGCCUCCUUCCUGGAUCUAGUGGCUGCAAUUAGCGGUACUGUCCACGGCCAUCGCGGUCGCGGAGCACCGAAGCACGCUUGGCAACACCCGCGUAUCUUCGUCGCCGUCGAGCGGCAUCCAGGAUCUGCGGAACUCCCAGGAGACAGAGAGCCAGAAGAGGACAGAAAGAUAGAAGAGAAAGAAAUCUCUGCCGGUCCCACUCCUGACCGGUUGCUUUUCUACGUACUCUCCUUUUCUCCUGUCUCCCGGUGCUCACACUAGUAUACAAGAAGAAAACAAAUUCUAGAGACCUUCAGAGAACAUACAAUGUCCAACUUUGCGCUUGGGUUGACGAAGACGGCAGUGGAGGGGACAUUGAGCAGGGUCCAGUUAGCGAUCGAUGAAGAGAACAAGCUGAGGGAGACGGCAAAGCAAGACCUGCGGUAUAUCACAGCUGAAUUUCAGAUGAUGCAAUCCUUUCUAAAGGUUGCUAACAAGGAGCGUGCUAGUAAUGAAGUGGUGAAGCAGCUCCGGGACCUUGCUUUUGAUGUCGAAGACUGCGUUGAGUUUGUUGUUCAUCUGGACAACAACGAGUCGUCCUUGACCUGGUUGUGGCGCCUGCUGCCGUCCUGCAUGGCACCGUCUCAGACUCGGGACCUGGACAAGGCAGUCACUGAGUUAAAGGUGCUCAAGGCAAGGGUCGAGGAUGCAAGCCAGAGGAACACACGCUACAACUUCAUCAGUGAUGCCGGCUCCCAAGCCGAUACCACCACGCCGACCGAGCAGGCCUCUCUGUCCACCAUCAACCCAUCCGCAUUCCACAUGCUAACUGAGGUCUGGGAGGCUGCUGGGAAGCGACGCGGCAUGAGCAACCUACAGGACUUGAUCAUGGGUGAAGGCAGUGACCUUCAAAUGAUCUCCAUAUGGGGAAGUACGGCAGCUGAUUUUGGGACAGCGUCCAUUUUCAGCAUGUUGUAUGGCGACCCAGAAAUCUGCCGAGCAUUCAGAAGACGUGCAUGGGUAAAGUUGAUGCAUCCUUUCAAACCUGACGAGUUCCUCAAGAGUUUGCUGACUCAGUUCUACGUGAGAUCUCACCAAGAAAACAUAGAUGUAGAUCAUCUCACGAAGGCUGAGCUCAUGCAACAAGUGAAGGUGCACAAGUAUCUCAUCAUUCUAGAAGAAGUAUCCGGUGUGGCGGACUGGGAUGCCAUCCGAGAGUACCUGUCGGACAAUGAGAAUGGCAGCCGAAUCAUCGUGUCCACAAAGCAAUUAAGGAAUGCACUCUUGUGCACAGGGGGCGGGGAGUACCAAGUUUCAGAGCUCAGGAGAUUCUCUGAUGAUCAAUCUCUUUGUGCCUUCUCCAAGAAGGCAGGGCGUCACAGUGGUAUGCACGAUCUUAUUUGGCAAAUAAGGUGUCGUGGUGUGAUUUCACUAUGGGGGAUUAGCUAUGCCAAAUCAUCACUCAUCAAUAAAAUUUACACCAGCAUAGUGUAUAAGAGUAAACAAUUCGAUGGAGUUGAAUUUCAACGACACAGCUGGGUGGACGUGCCCGCUCCUUUCAAUUUUGGGGUCUUCUCUCGGCGCUUACUUGUAAGUUUCCGCUCAGAAGAUCUUCAAGCCGAAGAAAUUGCAAGGGUUGGUAUGAUGGGAGCCAGGCCUAACUCAAGAGUGUUGCAAGUUUCUGAUUGCCAAAACUAUGGAAUUAGAGGGAAGGAGGCUACUCACAGGGGUCGCCUUUUCUCCAUCAGAUUGGGGGAGACGCGUGAAUGGUUCACAAAAUUUGGACACAUGUAUCGGGAAGAAGUGAGGGACCUUUGGUUUCUUUUAGACAAUCCUGGUGUGAGCUCGUUGUGGGGACCUGCUGGUGCUGGGUUAUCAACUCUUGUUAGAAUCUUGUACUACAAGGUAAUGCUUAGGUCUGAUGCUUCUUGGGAGUGGGAAUAUCAAGAGAGGCCAGUUAACUGGGAAGAGAAAAUUACAAUGUUUAGCUGGGUUGAUGUGCCCCAUCCUUUCAAUUUAAAAGACUUCUGUUGGCGCUUGUUACUGGAUUUUCGUUCAGAUGAUCUUCGAGCCAAGAAAAUUGCUGCAGUUGGUAUAAUGGAAGGCCAAGACCCAAUUCAACAGUGUUCUAAGAUUCUGCAUGAAGACGAAUGUGUCAUCGUUAUUGAUGGUCUACGGUCCACCGAUGAUUGGGAUUUGAUAAAAUCUGCCAUAUUACCUGACCCAAUUACCAGCCAUAUUAUUGUCAUUGCAAAUGCUGCAAGUGUUGCCACACAUUGCGUAGAUAAGGAAGAUCGAGUGAUCAAGAUAAAUUGUCUAGAAGCUGAUGUGACCAUUGGUCCCCCGAUAAAGGGUUGUGCUUCUCGUGUAUUCUCCAACAGGAGAGCAGAGGCACGUGCCUUGGUCAACACAUUUACACUUCUUGGGCAUCAGAAUCGAUCAGCUGCUGACCUUCGCUGCAGUUUAGAUUCCUCAGGUCCUAGUGUGUCCUCGUUGUGGGGAAUUGCUGGUGUGGGGAAGUCAGCCGUGGUCAGAAGUCUGUACAGCCACCUGUUGCUUGGACUGGAUCAAUAUUUCAAGUUUGGCAGCGGACACAACCUCACUGAUCCCCGAACGGAAUUUACAAUGUGCAGUUGGGCAGACGUGCGUCAUCCAUUUAAUUUGACUGACUUGGCUUGGCAUUUGCUCCUGGAUUUUCAUUCAGAUGAUUUUCAAGCUAAGGAAAAGGCAGCAAUUGGUAUCAUUGAAGGGCAAGAUCCGGUUCAAGAGUGUCGUAGAAUUCUGUCUGAGUACAGAAGUCUCGUUGUUAUCGAUGGCUUACGGUCUAGAGAGGAUUGGGACUUGAUAAAAGCCGCCUUCGUACCCGAUUCUACGAAUGCAUGUAUCAUUGUAAUUACAAAUGAAGCAAGCGUGGCUACACAUUGUGUAGAUAAGGAAGAUGGAGCGGUCAAUGUCAAAUGUCUUGAAGCUGACAUGGCGCUCAUUCUCUUCAAACAGAUCACAAAGGAUGGGAUAGAAUUGACUCCUGACGAGAUGGAGCUCUCCAAAGUUACCGUAGGCAGAUGUGGUGGGAUUCCUAAAGUUAUUGCUACUAUAGGCCAACUCUUCACCAAAGAGAAUGCCGCUAGAAGGCACUGGUCUGUAUUGGCCACAGAUUUGUUGAAGGAGAUAAAUGAUGACUUUAUGCACAAGUUGGAGACCGAUCAAGAAUUUCACAGUUUAAGGGAUCUAUUCUCUUGGAUGCGGUCCUACUUUGAUGGUUGCUCAGAUUCCCUCAAGCCAUGUAUUUUCUAUCUGUCAAUCUUCCCUCCAGAGCAGAAGCUAAGGCAGAGGCAUUUGUUGAGGCGGUGGAUUGCUGAGGGUUAUUGCAGGGACACGUAUAAUGCUACUGCAGAGGAGAAUGGGAAGAGAUUGUUCAUGGAACUCGUUAGUUUGAGCAUAAUCCAACGAUGUCAGAAGACGAUGAAGUGCCUAUACCAAGUCAAUGGUUUCUUUCAUGAAUACACCAUUUCACGGCGAAUGGAAGACAACCUUGUCUUUGCACUAAAGGGGAAUUGCAGCCCGAACUCGCAACAUGCAGGUCAACACCUCACCAUAAGGGAGGACUGGGACAGGGACAUCACAGUGUUUAAGACCAUGGAUUUCUCACUACGGUCCUUGACUGUGUUUGGGAAGUGGAUCUCAUUCUUCCUCUCCUCUGACAUGAGUCUACUUCGGGUGUUAGAUAUGGCGGACACAUCAGGUAUACUAGAUGCUGACCUUGAGCAGAUCGUGAAGGUGCUACCUCGUCUUAAGUUUCUCUCUCUGCGAGGAUGCAAAGAGAUAAGCCAUCUACCGGAAUCAUUCGGUGGCCUGAGGCAGCUGCAAACUUUGGAUAUCAGAGACACCUCAAUUUCCAUGCUACCAUCGUGUGUCAUCAAGCUACAGAAGUUGCAAUACAUUCGUGGUGGCACCAUCAUAUCAUCAGAUGAAGGUGAUGAAUCUGUUGCAAGUGUACCAACAACAAACGUAGAACAAACAUCAUUGCCACCGGAGGGCAGUGAUGACAUGGUCACAACACUACCGGAAACAACAGAGGAGGUUCAGAUAUCAGCACCACCUGAAGGUAGUGAUGACGUGGUCACAACACUACCGGAAACAACAGAUGAGGUUCAGAUAUCAACACCACCUGAAGGUAGUGAUGACGUGGUCACAACUCUGCCGGAAACUACAGAGGAGAUUCAGACAUCAGCACUACCAGAAACGAGAACAGAGGUUCAGACAUCAACAUCACCUGAGGGCAAUGAUGACAUGGUCACAGCACUACCGGAAACAACAGAUUUUCAGACAUCAACACGGUUGUCAUGGAGCUACCGGCCAUGUAGUUUGGUGUCUAGCUGGUUAUCCAAGUUGCGCAGACGCCGACUUGAUAAUGAUGGUGUUGAGGUUCCUGCAGGGAUUGGGAGCAUGACAGCAUUGCAUACUAUUGGUGUUGUGAAUGUCAAUAUUCCUAAUGGAAAGGCAAUCCUAAAGGAGCUUCAGAACCUUACACAACUGCGCAAGCUCCGCGUUUCUGGCAUAAACAGGCAGAACAUACAAGAAUUGUGUAAUUUCAUCUCCGGCCACAAGCAUCUGGAGUCCUUGUCAGUGCGACUCGAUAAGGAUAAGGAUAAGGAGGGGUCAUUUGCUUGUUUCGGUGACAUGAUUUCCCAGCCACCCAAGACCCUAAAGAGCGUUAAGCUAUACGGACAUGUAAACAAACUGCCAAUUUGGAUCAAACAGCUUCAUAAUCUCAAGAAGUUUUAUCUUGAGUUGACUAUACUAGUGCCGGAGGACAUGCACUUCUUUGGUGAAUUGCCAGAUAUAUAUUGCUUACAUCGCCUUUGUGUCAAGCCGAUUCAAGAUGGUGAACUCCAUUUUAGCACCCUGGGAGAUGUUAUCUUUUGGAGAUUACGGGUCCUAGAGAUCAAUUGCACCUCCAAGUUACUGGUAACUUUUGUAGAGCCGGUGAUUUGGGAAACUGUGGUGCUGAAGAUUCACUGCUCUGGUGGGGCGUCCUUGCAGAUUUCUGGAGUAGAGCAUCUACUUAGUCUCAAAGAACUGUGGCUAAAGGGUUCCUACAGCGACGAACUGAAACGAGAGUUACAAGAACAAGUUUCCAAGCAUGAAAAUAAACCUGUCUUGAAGCUAGUGCAGCGACACUCGCCCUAAUAGGCUCUCUCUAUUCGUGUGUUGUUAUUUCUGUACUUGUAAGCUGUAACAAAUCCUGUAGGAAGGAGUAUGUUCUGCAUUGGUAUCGACUUUGCACUCAUAUAUAUGAACUUCUGACAAAAAAAAUGUUCUUAUGUUGUCUGUA
Triticum aestivum (bread wheat) is the source of this 5724-nucleotide messenger RNA. RefSeq lists its product as uncharacterized. The transcript has 6 exons. Gene Ontology annotation, biological process: defense response to other organism. Bases 717 to 5579 code for a protein of 1620 amino acids. Lineage: Eukaryota; Viridiplantae; Streptophyta; Magnoliopsida; Poales; Poaceae. The record is from RefSeq and is a predicted model, not a curated record. Gene Ontology annotation, molecular function: ADP binding.